Molecule: messenger RNA, 707 nt
Organism: Salvia hispanica
Lineage: Eukaryota; Viridiplantae; Streptophyta; Magnoliopsida; Lamiales; Lamiaceae
Source: RefSeq, a predicted model, not a curated record
CUGCCCCGUAGAAACUUCACUUAUGCCCUCCAAGCAAAAGAUCAGAUAGGGACUUACUUCUACUACCCAUCGCUUGGACUCCAUAAGGCUGCUGGAGGAUAUGGGAGCAUCAAAAUCUACAGUCGUCCUCAAAUUCCUGUACCAUUCCCCCCACCUGCUGGGGAUCAUGUUGUACUUGCUGGGGAUUGGUACAAGAGAAGUCAGAGACAACUGAGAUAUUUUGUGAAUGGUGGUCACACUCUCCCCUUCCCUGAUGGCAUCGUUAUCAACGGUCGUGGUUGGAAUGGAUACACAUUCACUGUUGAACAAGGUAAAACAUACAGAUUCAGGAUAACGAAUGUUGGGACUGCUACAUCCCUCAACUUCAGGAUUCAAGGGCACUUGAUGAAGCUGGUGGAAGUAGAAGGAUCCCACACAGUCCAGAACACUUACUCCUCUCUGGAUGUCCAUCUAGGCCAGUCUUACUCAGUCUUGGUCACAGCUAACCAGCCACCAAAGGACUACUACGUUGUUGUCUCAACUCGUUUCACCUCCAAAGUUCUCACCAACACCGCUAUCCUCCAUUACCGUAACUCAGUCACAAAAGUUUAUGGUCAUCCCCCUGGUGGACCUACCACUGAGAUUGAGUGGUCUCUGAACCAGGCAAGAUCCAUCCGCCGGAACCUGACAGCAAGUGGGCCUCGACCCAAUCCACAGGGCUCUUACCA